AUUUUAGAACGUGAGGAAGUCACAAAAGAAAAUUUAUUUUUCCACCAAAAUAUUUAUUUAUUUAUUUAAAUUUCAUAUUAUUACGAUAUCAAAAGACAACAGUUAUAGGAAAUGCCGACCGUUAGUCAUCUUCCGACAGCACAUGCCAGACGAGAGACCAGGAAUGGAAUUAAAAUUGGAUGCUGUCGAGUGUGCACUUGUCUUCAUUUAGAGUUUCUCACAACAAAAUGUGGGCUUUUAAAAAUAUUUGAGUUAUUGCUAGGAAGUUGCUCUGAGACACUACUAAUACGGUUUGGAAUGCCUGCAGCAACAGAAAUGGGAGAAGCAUUUUAUAGUUUUCAUUCAACAGUUUCUGCAUGUCUUACCACGACAUUCAUUCUCCUCGUCUCAUAUAUCUUUAGUGCUAGAACUUAUGGACUGAUUAGACAAUCGAUAUUUGAAGUUCUAUUUAAUGCAGUUGCAUGUUGUUUGUAUAUCAGUGCUAGCUUAAUUACAUUAUUUUUUUCUAGCUCAUAUGUUGCUUUUGCGACGAACGUUUUUCUAUAUCCACGAUUUGUUUCCUCUUCUGCCGAUACUGCAUAUCCGGCGAUGAUUUGUGUAUAUUACUUAGGGUUCAUUAUCUCCAUAGUAUACGGUCUCGACGCCUUUACAUCUUACAAAUCUUACAAGGGAUAUGCAUGAUGAUGAUGAUAACUUCAGAAUGAGAUGAAAUAAAAGAUAACUGAAGACUUGAGUGCUUGUGAGAAUAUUCUGUGAGAAAUAAAUAUUAAUGCAAUUAAAAAGUCUAGUCUGAAAUUUUUUUAUUGACAAUAAAGACUUCGAUUUAAUUGGUGCCAAUGCAAAAUUAUCAUUUUUUUUUUUCAUUAUAAAAGAAAUAUUAAAUGAGAACGAAGGCGUUCUUGGCUAGUUAAAUGUUAAAAUAAAAUCAAAAUCUAUUAUAAUGCAAUAAUAAAUAGCCAUUAGAGGUGUUAAGAGUAACAAAUCGUUGAAGAAAUUAAUUUGAUAUUUAGUGAAAUACAUACAUCUAAUUCCCAUUAACGACUGAUUGGAGAAUAAAUAAAUAUCUAUAGAAAAAUAUAAUUUUUUAUGUAACAUGCUUUCAGCAACAGCAGCUGAUUAAAGAAUCAAACAAAAAUGUUUCAAUUACGAAUGUAAUUGUAAUAAAAAAUACAGAGAAAAACAACCGAUUGAGUAGAUCCAUAACUUCAAUUUUCAUUAUAUUGAGAAACGCAUGUUCAAUACAACAUACAUUAUUGUCUACAGAUUUACACAUUGGAACAUUAAGCCACCUAAGAAGUGGCUAGAAACGGUGUUAAUAUAUUCACACGUCAGGAACAAGUUGGAUCAAGAAUUUAACUGACAACAUAAAUUUGAAUUUUAUGAAAUUGUUUUAAAAAAUUGAAAAACUUAAAUAAAAUUUUAACGGUAAUUUGGUUGACGAAAUAAAAUGACAAUGCGAAUAUGACAAAAAUAC
This is a messenger RNA of Chironomus riparius, 1474 nucleotides long. The record is from the annotation of a GenBank genome assembly. NCBI's taxonomy places the organism in Eukaryota, Metazoa, Arthropoda, Insecta, Diptera, Chironomidae.